GCUUGUUUCAUCGAAUCCAGGGAAGGGUUAUCAGUUCCAGAAAAUAGACCAUGAGCGGACAGCGCGAGAAAGCUGUCAACGUCGUUGAUGGCAGGAUCAAGGCCGUUGGAGACACUGGUUUGUAAAGCAGAAGUCACCUUGCCAAGGCUGUCAGACACAUUCUGCCAGUUCAUCACUUCUUGAUUGAAAGAGCUUGAUUCGGGAAACAAGAAUUUGGCCACACCCAGCGCUUGUCCCAAGCCCGUAAGCAACAUGCCAAACCACGACGGUGCUCCCUCUGGAGCACUCACAAAAGCAAGACCAAUAGCAAGAGCUGUUAAAACGUCGUUCAAUGCAACGUUUGCCGUCUCAGGAGGCUGUACAAUCUUCGCAAUCUCUCCAACAGAAUCUGACGCUAUCGAGGAGACAUCCCCAAUAGUAGCGUAGUAGUCUUGAAAAAACCC
Molecule: messenger RNA, 443 nt
Organism: Talaromyces proteolyticus
Lineage: Eukaryota; Fungi; Ascomycota; Eurotiomycetes; Eurotiales; Trichocomaceae
Exons: 2
Coding region: 253-426 (57 amino acids)
Source: RefSeq, a predicted model, not a curated record